Molecule: messenger RNA, 741 nt
Organism: Letharia columbiana
Lineage: Eukaryota; Fungi; Ascomycota; Lecanoromycetes; Lecanorales; Parmeliaceae
Exons: 5
Coding region: 1-741 (246 amino acids)
Biological process (GO): DNA-templated transcription initiation
Molecular function (GO): DNA binding; RNA polymerase II general transcription initiation factor activity
Source: RefSeq, a predicted model, not a curated record
AUGGAAACCCUCACUACCCACCCAUCCAAUGCACAGCAGGCUACAGCGUUCACUUCGCCUGCAUCACUAUCAUUCCCUGGCGGAGCUGCAGCAAUGGCAAUACCCGGGCAGCAGCAGGGUAAUGGUGUUGACCCAGGCGCCAGUGGAGGUGCACCAAUAACACCCCUCAAUUUGCCCGAUACUGCUGGGCAGGGCGUGUCUGGCAUAGUUCCAACGCUCCAGAACAUCGUCGCCACUGUCAAUCUCGAUUGCCGCCUGGAUCUCAAGACAAUAGCACUUCACGCCAGAAACGCAGAAUACAACCCAAAACGUUUUGCAGCUGUAAUCAUGCGUAUUCGAGAGCCCAAGACUACUGCUUUGAUCUUCGCUUCGGGCAAGAUGGUUGUCACCGGCGCGAAGUCAGAGGACGAUAGUCGGCUAGCCAGUCGGAAGUAUGCGAGGAUCAUCCAGAAGCUUGGGUUCAACGCCAGAUUCACGGACUUCAAGAUUCAAAAUAUCGUUGGGUCCUGCGAUAUUAAGUUUCCAAUUCGGCUGGAAGGGCUGGCCAGCAGACAUCACCAUUUCUCCUCAUAUGAACCGGAGCUCUUCCCUGGAUUGAUAUACCGCAUGAUCAAGCCCAAGAUAGUACUGUUAAUCUUCGUCUCUGGAAAGAUCGUCUUGACAGGUGCCAAGGUGCGCGAGGAGAUAUAUACAGCCUUCGAGAUGAUCUAUCCUGUGCUGAACGACUUUCGUAAGGUCUAA